GCAUCCACCUGCCAGCUGCCCUGUGUAGAGGGCUGCCAGUGCGACAAGGGUUUCGUGCUCAGUGUUGACAAGUGUGUGCCAGAGACCUCGUGUGGCUGCACCCACAAAGGGCGCUAUUACCCACCAGGGAAGACUUUUUGGACAGACAACACAUGCUCUAAAAAAUGCACAUGCAAUUCUGGAAACCUUCAGUGCACUGACACCAAGUGCAAGAGUUCUGAAGUGUGUUCUUUGAGGAAUGGCGUGAGAGACUGCUACCCACUCUCCUACGCCACCUGCUGGGGCUCCGGUGACCCACACUACCGCUCGUUUGAUGGUAAGAGAUUUGACUUCCAGGGAACGUGCACAUACUACCUGUCCAAACUAGUCAACACUGAAGAUCCAACUUUGAAACCUUUUGAGGUGCAAGUCCAGAACGAGAACCGAGGCCGAAACAAGGCAGUGGCCUACACCAAGACAGUCUUGAUCAAAGUGUAUGGACACACCAUUGUGUUGAGUAGUGAUAACCCGGGAAGAGUACUGCUUAACGUUUUUGUAAACUUGCCAAUUACACUGGAAGAGGGACGACUGUCAAUUUUCAGAAGAGGCCGGACUGGAGUGGUUAAAACCGAGUUUGGCUUGGAAGUGCAGUAUGACUGGAGAAGCUAUGUGUCAGUUACUCUCCCAAGCACCUACAGUGGAGUGGUGGGUGGCCUGUGUGGAAACCUCAAUGGCAAUGGUCACGACGACAUGCUUACACCCAACAACACCAAUGCCAAAAACCCAACCAAGUUUGGUAUAAGCUGGAAAGUGAAGGAUGACCCUCGGUGCAAAGACACAUGCGAAGGCCAGAAGUGCCCUGUGUGUGACAUCAACGCAGAGGCGAACAAGGAUUUCCGAACAGCCUGUAGCAUCCUCAAGAACAAGGCUGGUCCCUUCAAGGACUGUCACAGCAAAGUGAAUCCAGAGCAGUACUAUAAUGACUGUGUUUAUGACAUGUGCAUGUAUAAUGGCCACUCUUCUGCUCUCUGCAAUGCCCUCAGCACAUACACCACGGUGUGCCAGGAGGCCAAAGCCAGGAUCUACGUUUGGAGAACAAAGACAUUCUGUCCGCUGGCCUGCCGGGCAAACAGCCACUAUGAGGUGUGCAUGUCUGGCUGUUCUGAGAUGUGUCGCGGAGCCGAGGAGCCAGAGAGCUGCGAGAGCGCCCCCUGCAGGGAGGGCUGCGAGUGCGACGACAACUUUGCGCAGAGCGACGGACAGUGUGUGGCAGAGGAUCAGUGUGGCUGUGAGCACAAAGGGCGCUACUACCAGCAAGGACAUGUAUUUUUCCUCGGUGACCAGUGCACAGGCCGUUGUGUGUGUGGGAACGACGGCAGGGUACAAUGCCAAAGCAACUUCUCUUGCGGGCCCCAUGAAGUGUGCCGCAUCCAGGACGGGACCAAGGCGUGCUUCCCCACUGCCAGAGCAGCUUGUUCUGUGUCAGGGAGGGGACACUACAGCUCAUUUGAUAACAGGAGGUUUAGUGUUCCUGGGAACUGCGUGUACAAAAUGGCAGAGGUCGUCAAGGACCAAGAUGGUAAGAGGGUUCCCUUCAGUGUGGUAGUCCAUCAGGACUCAGCACCCAAUCAUCCGACGGUUACCCGCAGUGUCCAAAUACAAGUCAAUGACUACAACAUCAUCAUGCUUCCUGGAAGAAUCUGGGAAGUAACGCUGGAUGGUAUCAGAGUGAAUCUCCCUCUCCAACUGGACGACGGGAAGGUGCGAGCUUAUCAGAAUGGCCUCUUCAUCAUUCUGCUGACUGACUUUGGUUUGGAGGUGACCUAUGACACCGUGUCCAUGGUCAGAGUAGAAAUGCCAUCCUCUUACAAAGGCGUACUGUUGGGCCUCUGUGGCAACUACAACGACAACCCAGCUGAUGAUUUCGCCCUACCCAAUGGUACCAAGGCCCUUUCAGCAGAAGACUUCGCCAAGGGCUGGGUAGUGGCUCAGGAGGGUGUGAAAUGUCAGACAGGUUGUGGUUCUCAGUGUCCCACUCCCCCGCCAGGCAUACCGGAGGAGUCCAAAAAGUUGUGUGAAAUCUUGAAAGACAUUAAGGGUCCAUUUUCGAAGUGCCAUACAACUGUUCCCCCACAAGAGUACUUCAAUAAAUGCGAAAAAGACCUUUCAGACCAGGGGGGGAGUAAAGAUGUCCUCUGUCAACACUUGCAAAACUACGUUGCUGUCUGCCAGGAAUCUGGGGCUUCGGUUGACAGCUGGCGAAAUGAAACAUUCUGUCCUAUGAAGUGCCCAAAGGACAGUCAGUAUGAGCUCUGUGCUGACACCUGUUCCACUACCUGUGCCAGUCUAACUACACCUCAGAAGUGCUCACACUGCCAGGAGGGAUGUGAGUGCGUGGAUGGAUUUGCAUUUGAUGCAGGGACGUGUAAGCCAUUUGGGAAAUGUGGAUGUGUGGCUGAUGGACGAUAUUAUAAGUCUGGGGAGGCGGUGGUGAGGGAAGACUGCACGGAGAACUGCACCUGUGUAGAUGGUGUGUUUUCAUGCGAGCAAACACAGUGCACAGCAGAACAGGUCUGUGAUAUCAGGGGAGGAGUAAGGAACUGCUAUCAACUGGACCCUUGUGAGGCAAAGAAGUGCCGUGAAAAGGAGAGGUGCGUCACGAAUGGCACCAAUGUCCAGUGUGUGGCAGAGUCCAAGGCUACCUGCUGGGUCAUGGGGGAUCCACACUACCGGAGCUUCGAUGGAAAGCUUUUCUCUUUCCAGGGCUCGUGCAUAUACACCCUGGUUCAGACGACAGGUCUUGACAGCACCCUGACGCCUUUCAGCAUUGUGACUGAAACCGAGAUGGAAAAUCUGCACAGAGGCUCCUACGUAAAGACCGCAACCAUUAGCAUUGAAGGUGUCAAGAUCGUUGUUGUCUAUCAGGAUCCUGGCACAGUGGUGGUUGAUGGCUCCACUUUUAAGCUCCCUCUUACUCUCAAGUCUGGGAAAAUCAGAAUUACCCAGAAGUCCUACCAGGGUUUCAUCAACACAGACUUCGGAGUGGAUAUUGUCUUCGACUGGGGGGAGGUCUUACAGGUCACUGUGCCUAGCAGCUACCACAACAAUCUUGAGGGCAUGUGUGGAACCUACAACGGUGACCAGGCAGAUGAUUUCUCCAUGCCCGAUAGCACCCCCCUCACCAACCUUACCAAGUGGGCAGAAGCCUGGAGCCUCCCUGAGUCCAACAGAACCUGCUGGCACUCCUGCCAAGGUGAAUGCCCAGUCUGUACAGCAGAGGACGAGGCACUCUAUAGACAGAAGGAUUACUGUGGCGAGAUCGGAGAGAAGAACGGUGCGUUCUCCGCCUGUCAUGCCAAGGUCCUGCCAGGGAAGCUGCUAAAUGACUGCCUUUACAACAUGUGCAUCCACGACGGUGACAACAGGAUGCUCUGCAGGGUCAUGAACAAUUAUGCCAAAAUCUGCCAGAUGAACGGUGCUGAGAUUUCUAAACAGUGGCUGCAGACACUCGACUGCUAAGUCUGGAGAGAAGGGGCUGAGUCGCUGAAGAAGAUACUGAAGGAAACCAGCAGAGUUAUCUCUACACAGAAACCAAACUACAGCAUCAGCCAAGAAUACCACCGCAGCAAUUUUGCUCUCAUCCAGUAAAUGAGUAAAACAAAUAUAUC
Clupea harengus (Atlantic herring) is the source of this 3647-nucleotide messenger RNA. RefSeq names its product IgGFc-binding protein-like. Lineage: Eukaryota; Metazoa; Chordata; Actinopteri; Clupeiformes; Clupeidae. The record is from RefSeq and is a predicted model, not a curated record. Gene Ontology annotation, molecular function: protein binding. Gene Ontology annotation, cellular component: extracellular matrix.